GAUACCAUCGGCGCCAUUCGCGCAGCAGCUUAGCAAGCGCGUGAAUCCUCCGCCCCCUUCCCUGACCCCGCCCCCCGCCUUGGCUGCAGCAACAAUGUCGACGGAGAUGAAGGUCGCGCUCAGCGCCAAGGAGUACGUUCUGGUGGCCAUGACGCUCACGCUGGUGCCCAUUCUGCUGCUCGAGCUCUUCGGCGUCUCGGACACGCGCAGCAACAACCGCGCCUUCCACGACGGCACGCCGGGCAUGCCGCAGCUCCCAGACCUGCUGAUCGGUGGUGCCGUGUCGCUGCUGCUCAUCGCUGCGCGCUUCGUCGCUGGGAAGGCCUUUGCGCCCCUUGCGCGCGUCGUGCUCUCGCCCAAGAAGCGCGUAAUUGAGGACCGCGUGCACCGCUUCACGACGGUGCUGUUCAAGCUUCUGUACUUUGUGGUGAUCACCGCCGUGGGUUUCAAGGUGAUGCAGCACGAGUCGUGGUUCCCGCCGUCACUCGGCGGCAAGGGCGAAGUGGUGAAGACGUUUGAGGUGCUGUCCGACGCGCCGUCCAGCGCGCUCAAGUACUACUUCAUGGUGCAGCUCGGAUACCACCUGCACAGCUUGCUCUUUAUGGUCUUCUUCUCGCCGAUCCGCAACGAUUUUAUCGAGAUGCUGCUGCACCACGUCGCCACCAUUAUUCUGAUCGGCGGGUCGUACCUAGCCAACUACACGGCGUUUGGUGCGCUCGUGGUAUUUACGCAUGACAUUGGCGACGUUACUGGAUAUGGCAUCAAGUCGAUCGUGGACACCGGCAACACGCCCUUGGUGGUGUUCAUGUACGUGGUGCUCCUGGUGUCGUGGGCGUACACGCGGCUGUUCGUGUUCCCGUGCCACCUCAUCUACAGCUCGAUGAUCGAGCUGCCGCAGAAGCACCCGGACAUCGUCGGCGCGUUCGUGCACCCGAUGAACGCCAUGCUGUGCAUGCUCGUUGUACUGCACGUGUACUGGUACUUCCUGUUCCUGGUGAUGGGCUACGCGCUCGUGAACAAGGGCGUGGCUGAAGACAUCCAGCACAAGGUGGAGGGCCCCGAGGACGAGGAGGAAGAAGCCGAGGAAGCCAGCGUCACGGCCCCCCGCGUCAAAUCCAAGGACGACUGAGACUGCAUUUUCGCAUACAUAAAUGUACGAAGCCCGUUGUACUGUU
This is a messenger RNA of Phytophthora sojae, 1175 nucleotides long. RefSeq lists its product as hypothetical. Gene Ontology annotation, molecular function: sphingosine N-acyltransferase activity. Bases 95 to 1129 code for a protein of 344 amino acids. NCBI's taxonomy places the organism in Eukaryota, Oomycota, Peronosporomycetes, Peronosporales, Peronosporaceae. Gene Ontology annotation, biological process: ceramide biosynthetic process. The record is from RefSeq and is a predicted model, not a curated record. Gene Ontology annotation, cellular component: membrane; endoplasmic reticulum. The transcript is spliced from 3 exons.